UAUAACGUAAUUUAAUAUUUAUAAGAUUUUUUUAUCAAAUUACUCGGGUCAUUUCCCACCUAGAUUCCCUCGGUAACUAUCACUAACUAUAACAAAUAUUAUAAUUAGAUGAUAAUUAGAUGUAUAAAAGAGGAUUCAUUUAGUAGCAAAGAAGAAGCAAAGGCUUUAUUUUCAGAGGCUAACACCCAAAAUCAUUCAAGGCAGCAACCUCGAAGCUAGUUCAAACUAGUGGGGGGUUUGUUGUUACGAUUUUCACUAAUUUCACUCACAAAUUCAAAUUCGAAAUAUUAGUUUUUUUUUAUUAUCUCAAAUUCGAGAUUAUUUUAAAAGAUUGAAUUAGUCGAUCGAGCUAAUAAUUAAUCGAUCAGUGAAUUAAUCAAUCAAUCAUCGAAAUUGUCGAGAUGGCACGAGGAAAGGUGCAGCUGAAGAGGAUUGAGAACCCGGUGCACAGGCAAGUAACGUUUUGUAAGAGACGUGCAGGGUUGCUUAAGAAGGCUAAGGAGCUAUCUGUGCUUUGUGAUGCUGAGAUUGGUGUUUUUAUUUUCUCUCCUCAAGGCAAGCUCUAUGAACUUGCAACUAAAGGAACCAUGCAAGGUUUAAUUGACAGGUACAUGAAGUGCACAAGGAGUUUUCACCAGGCUGAAUCUGAUCAAAUGGCCAUUGAAAAGCGUAUACUGGAAUCCAAGGAUGAAGUCAACAUGAUGAUGCAAGAAAUCAAGUUAUUAGGAGAAGGACUCAGGUCCAUAUUUGGAGGAGAAGGUGCAAUGACAUUGGAUGAAUUGCAUGCAAUGGAGAAGCAUCUGGAGUCUUGGAUUUACCAGAUUCGCACUACUAAGAUGAAUAUAAUGUUCCAGGAGAUCCAAGUUUUGAAGACCAAGGAGGGUGUCCUUAGAGCUGAAAACAAGCAUCUUCAACAAAAGAUUGACGAACAUUAUGGAAGUUUUAACAUUGAACCACUAACAACUAACAUUCCAUACCCACUAACAAUACCAAGUGAAAUAUAUCAAUACUAACAUAAGUAUUGAUGUGCUUACAACAUAUUAUAAUUAGCUAUAAAUAAAAAUAAAAUUGAGAAAUAUUUCACUCAAUAUUGUAUGGAUUUUAAUUAUGUGUGCUUAUUAAUUAAUUCCGCUACGUAAUUUUAUAUCGUGUUUUGCUUUGUAGUUGCUUGUACAAUUUUAAAGAUAAUAUAUAUUUUUUU
Molecule: messenger RNA, 1201 nt
Organism: Amaranthus tricolor (Joseph's coat)
Lineage: Eukaryota; Viridiplantae; Streptophyta; Magnoliopsida; Caryophyllales; Amaranthaceae
Product: agamous-like MADS-box protein AGL12
Exons: 7
Coding region: 402-1013 (203 amino acids)
Biological process (GO): positive regulation of transcription by RNA polymerase II
Cellular component (GO): nucleus
Molecular function (GO): RNA polymerase II cis-regulatory region sequence-specific DNA binding; DNA-binding transcription factor activity, RNA polymerase II-specific; protein dimerization activity
Source: RefSeq, a predicted model, not a curated record